AUGAAGCUAGAUCUAUCUAAGGUUCCAUCUUCACGCGUUGCUGUAAUAAUGACUGACGAAAACGAUGACUUCAAAGCCCUCUCAGAAGUCAUCAAAGACGGUGAUAUUAUUACAACUCAGAUUCGAAGGAAAAUUGAAAUAGGAAGCACAAAGAAAAUCGAAAUUCAUGUUGCACGUGUUGAGAUUACAGGCGUUGAAUUCGAGCUCGGCUCAAACGAAAUGUGGCUAAGUGGAAGAAUUGCUGACAACUACGAGUUCGCUAAGGUAGGCGCCAGUCAGAGAGUACUUCUUCGUUUGGGUUCCAAAUUCGAACUCUGGAAACAUGAAUGGACAAGCGAGGAAAUAGAAAAACUGAAAUGUUCCCAAGACAACAGUUCCGGCGUCGAAACAUUAGUAAUCCUGCUUGGCAAGCAUUCAGUCUCUAUUUAUAACCAGCUCGGCAAGCACAUUGCAACGAGCCACUACACUAAUGAAGGGAAAUUGUACGAGGAAACCCAAAAGCUCCUAGAAGACCUCGAUAAAUCUGAUCUCAAGUGCAUCCUACUUAUCUCAUCCAGCUCUCCAACAGACAAACUCUACAGUUAUUUAUGCGAUAACUCACUUGCUUUGAAUAUCGCAGCAGUUGCCAAAGAUAAAGCCAUCCUCCAAGGAACAUGCAAGGCAGAUACAACAGAAGGAGUACUAGAAGCCAUCGCCAAACAGCAGCACAUUAUCGAUAAUUACAUUUACUCGAUGUACAUCAACGAAUACCAGAAAUUCAACCAGUCAAUGCUCAUGGAUAUCGAUAAGGUCGCUCUCGGCAAUGACAACGUAAAGAAAGCUACACAAUACGGUGCAAUUGACACUCUUUUCGUUACAGAGGACUACAUAAGGAAAAUUGAGGACAGCAAGAGAGCCGCUUUCAACAAAUUCAUUGAAUACCUCAAAUCUACUGGUUCAAACGUUUUAAUUCUUCCAAAAAGACUUGCACAAAAUUCAGAGCUAAACAACUUAUCAGGUAUUGCUGCAACACUUAGAUUUAAGAUUUAA
Molecule: messenger RNA, 1029 nt
Organism: Trichomonas vaginalis G3
Lineage: Eukaryota; Parabasalia; Trichomonadida; Trichomonadidae
Product: nuclear-transcribed mRNA catabolic process, no-go decay
Exons: 1
Coding region: 1-1029 (342 amino acids)
Biological process (GO): nuclear-transcribed mRNA catabolic process, non-stop decay; nonfunctional rRNA decay; ribosome disassembly
Cellular component (GO): cytoplasm
Source: RefSeq, a predicted model, not a curated record